AUGGCACCCGAAAGCGGAUUUCAGCUUUCUCCUCACCGAAGGGUCAGCUGGGGAGAGGGAAAAGAGAGAAAUGGGGGAUUUUGUGUUUCUCGGAGGUAUCUUACUGCCGCAACCAUCUUUGUAUUGCAGGACAUGACCUAUCUCUGUAUCUCGGCCUCGGAUUCAUCCGGUCAAAACCUCCUGGCUGGGGUCUCCCGCAGCACCACCAUCCUGGUGGCUUACCUCAUGACGGUGACCGAGCUCGGCUGGGAGGACUGCCUGGCCGCCACCAAGGCCGUGCGGUCCUACGUCAGCCCCAACUUUGGCUUCCAGCAGCAGCUGCAGGAGUACGAGGUGACUUUGCUGCAGGAG
This is a messenger RNA of Fulmarus glacialis (Northern fulmar), 351 nucleotides long. RefSeq names its product dual specificity protein phosphatase 22-A-like. The record is from RefSeq and is a predicted model, not a curated record. Gene Ontology annotation, molecular function: protein tyrosine/serine/threonine phosphatase activity. Gene Ontology annotation, biological process: dephosphorylation; regulation of cell population proliferation; positive regulation of JNK cascade. The transcript is spliced from 2 exons. Gene Ontology annotation, cellular component: cytosol. NCBI's taxonomy places the organism in Eukaryota, Metazoa, Chordata, Aves, Procellariiformes, Procellariidae. The annotation marks the transcript as partial.